AUGGAGGGAACAAAACCAGUCCCGAGAAUUAUCCAGCUCGCGGCCACUAUCAGCAGCUCAGUGCUCAAGAUCCAGGAGACCCUGGAUAUCCUGGGUGCACCCUCGCCGUCUUUUGAUGAGAAUGCUUCUCCUCUUCCAAUAGACAUUGGUAAGGCUCAGGAUGCUGUCCUUGAUGCCACGGCCGAGCUUUAUGAUUUGCUCACGGAGCCCUCGAAUAUCAUUCAUCGAUCCGCUAGAAGUGACAAGUCGGCCUGUCUGCAAGUCAUUUCUCGCUUUGGUAUUGCCGGACUUAUACCGCCUGAUGGCCAGGCUUCAUUUGGUGAAAUUGCCAAAAAAACGCCACUGACUGAGCAAAUGGUUGGCCGUAUUAUUCGUCACGCAGCGAUGAUGCGUAUUUUCUAUGAGCCAGAGCCAGGUAUCGUGAAGCAUACGAAGGCAUCAAGAAUGCUGGCCCGUCCAGACGUGAGGGACUGGAUGAGAGCUGGUAUUGAGGAAUUGGGUCCUGCAGGCGGAAAGGGAUUUUCUCUCGCAAACGAUACCACAGGGUCCAUUUACGACGUUAUUGCAGCAGAUCCUGACCGAGCCGCCCGCUUCGGAAAUGCAAUGAAGGUGAUGACGUCGAGGCCUGCGUUUGACUUGUCCUAUGGCACAGACUACUACGACUGGGAAUCCCUGAGGGAGGCCCAAGUCGUAGAUGUUGGAGGUGCCCAGGGUCAUUUUGCAAUAGCGCUUGCAAAACGAUAUAGUCAGCUCCGUAUCAUUGUGCAGGAUAUGACCAAGAUGGUCGAGAACGCUGAUGCAGGAGAUUUAGCGGACAGAGUUCGCUUUAUGGCCCACGACUUGUUUGAUCCCCAACCAAUCAGGGCUGAUGUGUAUUUCUUCCGAUGGAUCUUCCACAACUGGUCGGAUAAGUAUUGUAUUCAGAUACUCAAGGCGCAGAUGCCGGCACUGAAGCCAGGGGCAAGGCUUAUUGUGCAAGAAGCCCUUAUGCCAGAGACCGGCUCUGUAGCCUAUUGGAAGGAAAGAGACUUCAGGUCAAUGGAUCUGGAAAUGGCCUAUACCUUCAACGCUCGGGAAAGGACUCUGGCAGACUGGAAGGCCUUGUUUGUAGCCGCUGAUCCGGCAUUUGUCCUGAAGAAAGUUGUAGACCCUCCAGGUUCCGCCAUGGGACUUCUCGAAUUUGUGUGGGAGGGCUGGAAUAGGCCUGCAAACUAG
Microsporum canis CBS 113480 is the source of this 1215-nucleotide messenger RNA. RefSeq names its product sterigmatocystin 8-O-methyltransferase. Lineage: Eukaryota; Fungi; Ascomycota; Eurotiomycetes; Onygenales; Arthrodermataceae. Gene Ontology annotation, molecular function: O-methyltransferase activity. The record is from RefSeq and is a predicted model, not a curated record. The coding region runs from base 1 to 1215 and encodes 404 amino acids. The transcript is spliced from 4 exons.